This is a messenger RNA of Perca fluviatilis (European perch), 2075 nucleotides long. RefSeq names its product checkpoint with forkhead and ring finger domains, E3 ubiquitin protein ligase (gene chfr). The transcript is spliced from 16 exons. Gene Ontology annotation, molecular function: protein binding; ubiquitin-protein transferase activity. The record is from RefSeq and is a predicted model, not a curated record. Lineage: Eukaryota; Metazoa; Chordata; Actinopteri; Perciformes; Percidae. The coding region runs from base 159 to 1835 and encodes 558 amino acids. Gene Ontology annotation, biological process: mitotic cell cycle checkpoint signaling; protein ubiquitination; ubiquitin-dependent protein catabolic process. Gene Ontology annotation, cellular component: nucleus.
AACAGCCCCUCCUCCAUCAGCUGAUGACUGCAUAAUAUCGACCCAGAGCUUGACAGGAAGUGUAUCCUGUGCCUAGCUGGAAUAUGAGGAGAAGAAGCUUCUUUAUACAGAGCAGCUGGGACAACGAACUAAGCUUUUGACGAGAAAAACAUUUGGAGAUGGACAGUUAUCAGAGAGGACGACCAUGGGGAAAGCUAGUCAAAGUGGACUCCAGUGAAACUGUCCUGCUUUUCAACAGAGAAUGCACAGUUGGCAGAAAGAAAGGAUGUUAUCUCUCCUUCCCAGCCAACAAACUGGUCUCAGGGGAGCACUGCAAGAUUGUGCAAGAUGAAAGCUCAGGGCUGGUGUGGCUUGAAGACAUGAGCACUAAUGGCACGGUGAUCAACAUGUCCAAACUGGUCAGGAAGCAAACUCACAUUCUGCAGAACGGUGAUGUCAUCUACUUUGUAUACAGGAAAAGUGAGCCAGAACAAAACAUUGCCUAUGUUUACCACUCAAUCAAAACGGAGCAAGCUAUUUCACAACAUAAUUACGACACGGAGAGGGCAGCCCACAGUCCUGCUCCUGUUCCCCCUUCAGAGAUGUCACUUUCUGUGGAGCCUGUAAUGCUUACAAAGGCUCCUCGGGAUCCAACUAGGGAGGAACCUCAGCCCUCCACUUCCCACUUCUGUAUUGGGAGCCCUUCCACUUCUGGUCCUGUGGCAACCACAGCCUGCCCCGCCUCGGGCCCAGCUAAAGAUGCUGCCCCAGCACAGGAAGAAGACGUGGACAACACGGAGCCAGAAAGCAAGAGGAGGAAAACUGGUCACGGUAAAUUCUUUUACUUGGAGAUGAACCUGGUUUUCCUUGAUUCCUCACAUUGUUUGCAUGUCCCUUUCUGUCCCACAGAAAAGUGCCGCAGUGAUGAGGACCUGAAAAGCAUGGACAGCCGUAACAAGAUAACUCAGGACAUGUUGCAACCAAAAGUGGAGCGCUCUUUCUCAGACGAGGAGGGCAGUUCCGAUUACCUCUUUGAGCUCUCUGACAAUGACAGUGACUCCUCAGACAUUAGUCAGCCUCUAGUGAUUUGCAGACAGUGUCCUGACUACAGGAGGGAGGUCAGUCAGGUGAUGUUUGCUACAGGUUCCAACUACUGGCUCCCUCGUCUGCCAGCUCCACCGCCUAUACCUCCUCCACCCAAACCAGCAACUGAGGAGGGGUCUGCAAAGCCCACAGGGGAGCAGCCCUCAACAUCCUUUGACAUCCUCCCCGCUCCUCAGGAGUACCGCUGCCUCCCUCAGGGCUUCCAUCUCAUGUGCCACUGCUGCCUCCAGCCAAUGCCAGACAGACGGGCCGAGCCAAACAGCGAGCAGGUUAUUGCUCAACAAUGUGUGAUGUGCCAGCAACCCUUCUGUCACAUGUACUGGGGUUGCCAGAGGAUUGGCUGUCAAGGCUGUCUGGCUCGAUUCAGUGAGCUCAAUCUGACAGACAAAUGCCUGGAUGGUGUGCUGAACAACAAUAACUACGAAUCCGAGAUCCUCCAGAACUACCUGUCCUCCAGAGGGAAGUCAUGGAGAGAUCUGCUCCAGGAGUCUCUGCACAAUUUACAGCAGGGAGACUACUAUCUGUCAGAUUGUCGCAUCUCUCCAAACGCAAUCGUGUGUUUCUGCUGCGGCCUGCGAGCGUUUAAGGAACUGGCCUACAAGUACAGACAGAACAUCCCUGCAUCUGAACUGCCAGCGGCUGUAACAUCUCGUCCCGACUGUUACUGGGGACGUAACUGCAGGACGCAGGUGAAGGCGCAUCAUGCAAUGAAAUUCAACCACAUAUGUGAGCAGACACGUUUCAAGAGCUGAAUGAGCCGAGGUUCCUCCACCUGCAGCAUCAAACGUAGAUAACCGAGCGUCUCGUAGACACGACCUCGUUAGGUUCCAUUGUGUCCAUUCAUUGUUACUGCCUUCCAGAUGUUAUGCAAUAACCUAACGCAGAAAUUACAAUCAGUAUCCAUUUACAAUAGUGACCGGUGUCUUACCUGACACGGGGGCUGUAUGGAAUAAUGCUAUGCACAAUAACAUUAAAGUUCAAUGUUUCCUUGA